Lucilia sericata (common green bottle fly) is the source of this 8528-nucleotide messenger RNA. RefSeq names its product dentin sialophosphoprotein. The coding region runs from base 226 to 5544 and encodes 1772 amino acids. The transcript is spliced from 17 exons. Lineage: Eukaryota; Metazoa; Arthropoda; Insecta; Diptera; Calliphoridae. The record is from RefSeq and is a predicted model, not a curated record.
UUAAAAUUGAACAAUUUCAAGUAUUUGGCAAAUAACAAUAAACCAAUACUUAAUACAAACUGCAAUAUAAAUAUUAUCUGUAUGUCAGUUCAGCAAAUACUCAACAAAAACGAUUUCUAUAUUAUUUGGCAGUUUAUAUGGCGACACCUUUAACAUUAUCAUUAGUUUAGUCCGUAUUGAAAUAGAAUAGUGGAGUUGAGCACAUCAUAAUAAAGAGCAGAAUCUAUGGGCAAGUGUAUAUCGAAAAAUCCUACAAGUUUAACGAUUGCAUUAUCUGAAAAAGAUUUGGCAACAGCCAGCCAUAUUUUAAGUAAAUUCACUGAAAGUUCCGAGUAUGUUGCACUUAAGGAUGAGCAUAGGAAUCAAUUAUGCGAGUACUAUGCUGUCAAGAGUACACCAAAUGGUGGCGACAUUGUUGUCAUCAGUAGCACAAGUAGUAGUUGUAAUGCUAGCCAAAAGACGGAGCAACCACAACAAGAACAGCAACAAAGGUGGCAGUAUCAAGAGUUGCAGCAGCAGGAACAAAAUUGUAAAGACGACUUUGCUCAAGAAGAAAACACUUGUUUACAUUCAUUGGACCAUUGGACAGUUACAAAAAGUAUACAAAAGCAGCAGAUUGUUAACAAUGAUGACAAGAGCAAUGAUGCAGUUGAUGAUGUACACCACAACACAAACAACGGCAGCAAAAACAACAACAGCGAAUGCAACAAAAAAGAUAACAAUGAUUAUGGUGACGUCGUUGAGUCUAUGCUAGUUUAUAAAAACGACCAUGGUGAUGACGAUGAGUAUGUCUCCGAGGAUAAUAAUGAUUAUGAUGAUGAAGACAAAUAUAUAACCAUUAUUAAAUGUUCAACGUCUUGUAGUGAUAAUAAUAACAACAGCAACAGCAAUAAUGAUAAUGGAGGUACUGUUCAAGAAAAUAUCAUCUAUGCUGAUAUAAAUCUUGCCAAUUGUAAUAACAUUUGUAAUAAUACCAACAUUAGUUGCAAUAAUGCGAAUAAUAUGGAUAAUAAUUAUUAUGCUGAAAUACCUCCCUACCUGGCACAACUGCUUUUAUAUCAACAACAACAACAAGAAGAGCAAUUGCAUCAGCCACCUGCUAGUCCAACACCUAAAACUGCUUCAUUAAUAGAUUAUUAUCUGAAUAAGAAAAAACUCAGUAAUAAACAACAUAAAGUUAAGAAAAAAUCAAAGCAGUCAUUAGCACCUGAUGACGAUGUGCCUAUGGAUACGUAUGAUGAUUGUCAUAUUAAGGGUCAAGCCGAAAGUAAAAAGAACUCAAAGAAACAGCACAAUGCAGGUGAAAUCCAAACGAAGGGGACAGCGAUGUCUUUCGGCUUUCGCAAAAACCUAAAUACAACACCAAAAAAACUAAAGAAACUAAUAAAGGGAGAGAACAGCAAACAUUCCAAGAAACAGGAUAAAUAUAAUGCCAACGAUAGUGAUAAUACGGAAAAAACUAACGGUAGUAGUGGUGGUGGUGGCAAGAUUGCUGGCGAUGGACUAAAUACGGGGGAUGGUAAUAGUUAUAGAACAGAUACUGUGAUAGAUACAAACAAUAAAAUUUGCACAGACAAACUAGUCACUAGGGAUGAUAAUGGAAAUGCAGAUUUGCUGAACAAUGUGUAUUUUGAAAAAAUGGGAGCAGCAGCCGCUGCGACUAUACAAACAAAUCAGAAUACAAGUGUUGGCGCUGGUGGUGGUGCUGUUGCUAAUGUUAAAUUGCCGGGCGCUGGAAGUCGUUUUGGUUUCCGUGGCACAUAUAGGCCCUCGUCUACGGACAUAACAUCACGCCAACAGAGAGAAUCCCAUGAUAAUAUUGAAAAUAAUAAUUACAACGCUAAUGGAAAUAAUACUAAAGGUGUGCUGGUUAGCAAUUUGAAACGUCGUUCAAAGAGUGCACAUGCUGGCAGAACAACAUCGUCUUCAAAUGAAAGCGAUACCGAAACAGGCGCAGCACCCAGAAAUACUCAAACAAAAACGAUAACAUUCAAUUUAAAACAAAAUAGCACUAUAGAGUAUGAUAGACGUCAGUUCUUUGAGCAGCCGGCACUAAAUACACAAACAACAACAACAAGUGGCAACAUGAAUUAUCGUGCCAGCCACCAUAAUAUGGCAACAGGCCUACUACACCACAAUAAUGUCAUAGUACGUCCAACACCCAGAGUAGCUGCAACAGCAAUGGCAACAGCAUAUUCAAAAUUCACUUUACAAACUGUUAGCUUGCCAAAGCCUGAAUUUGCUGUGGCCAUUAGUAUUAAUGCUACCACACCUACAACACCAGCCAACAAUUCGUAUGUUGCAACGCAGGCAUUGGGUGCGGGUACGCGUACAAGAGAACAUUCAUCUGGUCGUCAUCCAGUAAUGGUGGGACAGUCAUCUGUGCAGGGAGCUCAGCGUAUGGAUGCCAAACAGGCCAAACAUAUGACAAAUAGCACAAGACGUACAUUUAGUGGCAGUCGAGAGAUUUCAGCAGAUUCAGGCAUAGCCAGCAUAGAUAUGGCAUUGGAUAGUUCCACAUCUAGUGGGGCGGGAUCAGUGAAACGUACAUCUUCACCUAAACGUAGUCGCAGUCGUCCCCGUAAUUUACAAAUGGUGAUGAAUGGUCGCGGUAGAUUUGAGGUGAAGGAUUUAGAUGAUUCACUAUCCAGUGAAAGUAGUUCGAUUGUGGAGCCUUUAGCUUUACCUAAAUUACCGGCUGAAAAUCAAACGGUACCCUUACCCUUAAGUGGUUUAAUACGCUCCAAUACGGUUUUAAGUAGAGAAUCAUAUGAGCUAAGGAACUCAGUUGCCAAACAUAAGGAAAAUUCCGCAGAAGCGGAUGCUAAACCUCUACAUCAGGCCAUUACAAAUUUAAUCAGCCGUCAAUCAUCAGAAGAGGACAGUGAAUCGGUAGAUGAGGAAAAAUUACAUUUGGAUCGUUCAGCCACUGAAAAGGGUUUGAAGGAACGUCAGUUUAAGGACAUUAACACUUGCUCCAGUAAGACAUCGUCUCCCGGUAGCUCAGUUAUAUCAUCCUGGUGUAAUGCGGGCGAAUCAUUGGCUGCAAAUGAUUUCAGUAAUUUGAGUAUCAGCAGUAGUGAAGACAGUAACAAACAGGACAAUAAGUUGGAAGAUAAUCGCAAGGAAAUUGAAAAUAAAUUAUCGUUUGAUCUAAAUGAUGAUGAUUUGAUUACUUUAAAUACUGAUGUACCCAUUAGCACAAUAUCCUCACUCACAGAACCUGUACCGCUCAAUAUAAAUGAUGAAAUUGACAAUGCUGCAAAAUUAGACACAACUCUGGCUAUAUUUGAAAGUGAGACCGAUAAGUUUGAACGUCCAAAAUCAUUUUGUGAUACUCUUAAUGAAACUAAAUUCGCUGAAAUGGCUUUAGAGGGUAGCACUUUCCUACUGGAAGAUGAGACUUCGCCCACAGAUAGUUUAGUGAGUAGUACCGAGUCGGAGGAAGCGGCUUGUAAGCAAAAGAAACAUAAAAUGAAUGAAGAACUGCAAGAGAAAGAUAUUGAUGAGAUAUCACCCGAAUUGGAUUUGGCUAGUCCUCUAUCGCCUGGCACCCCUACGCAUGCUUCACAUUCCCUAUCCCUCUCCGAUUGUGGUAACUUAAUUGAUGAUGAAAUCGCCGAUCAGCCAGCUUUACUAUUUAACCAAGACUCUCAAGAUGGUGGUGCUGAGAGUGGCACUUCUCGCCGGGAUAGAACCGAUACACCUACACUAAUGGAAAGUAUGGGUUCAAUGCGUGCUUCUAUAAAUAAAUCACGCAGUGCUCUGCAUCAAGCUAUGGAAUUAAGUUUGCGCACACCUUUAUCUUUACGCAAAGCCGUUAUGGAAAGAGCAGAAUCUUUAGAUACUCUAUCACCUUGUGAAUCCAUUUGUUCGGAUGAUCUAAUGAUGGAUUUUGAUGUUGCCAGCAGUAUGGAUUCUAUAGAUAGAUCUGCUUCGAUUAAGAGUCGCAGUGGUUCUGAUUUGAAUAAUAUCGAUGAUAAUGAAUUGUUCUCUGAAUUCGAUCGUAAGGGCAGUGAUGUUAUGAGGGAAUUAAAUUCGAUAUUACGUACACGCUCUCAAAAGAGUUCUGACAAGGAUAUCACUGCACAUUUGCCUGCACGUGCUACUCGUCUAUUGAAUCGUUCUCGCAUGCAGCAGCAUUGUACUUUAAAUAACGACGAUUCGGAUAGUACUAAAUCUCCUUUGACGGGUCGACGUCGUACGAAUACAACAUCUUCACGCACCUCAACAGCAUCGUCUACCAAUAAUAAUAAUAAUAGCAACAGCAACAACAAUUCAGCAAAUUCAUCGUUGCAACGUAAAUUUUCACAUCAUCAUAAUCAUCACCAUCAUCAUCAGGCAUCAUCAUCGUCUAGUUUCCAUCAACGCGAUACGCACAGUUCUUCGGACGAUCUCAUGUUGUAUGACAAAUCAUUUAGGAAUGCCAUGAUUCAAGAUGUGUUGCAGUUCAAAAAACAAUUGUUACGUUUACGUAAAAUACUGCAGGAGAAUGAAAAUUGUUUGACGAGGACCGAAACUCUCAAUCCAUUCGAAAAUGAUAAUGGACAACUAUUUACAUCCUGCGGUUUAGACAGCAAGCUGUUAGAUGACAUCGAUUUGGCCAGUUUGACAUCAUCAACAACCGAUGACCCCAUACAGGAGCUGGCGGAUCUACGAAGACAGGUGGUUUAUCUUCAGGGUCAAGUUGAUGAUCGUGAUCGCACAAUACGUUUGCAAAAAAAUCUCAUUGAAAAAUUAGAGGCUGAAAAACUAAAAGCGCCACAUGCUGCUAAUGAAAUUACCACAAAGGAGUGUGUAGAUACAGCAACACAAACUGAAAGGACACGACCUUUAACUAUUGGCACAGAAAGUUUGUCGAGAAGUAAACCAGAAUACACCAGUUAUACCACAUAUUUCCCAGCAAUAUGCAGUGAUUCCACAACCAUAAUUCAACAUCAUCAACAAAAUCCCGCUGGUUGUUUGGCGAAUAAUCAAACUAGACGUCAUACUAUUAUUUCUACUACACUAACAAAUUAUAAUCAACAAUUAUCAACGCCACGUCAAACACCACGCAGAGCAUCAAUUGCCUGGGAAAAGCAGACUCCAUCAUAUAAGCCCGUUAAAAUAACACUCAUUGGUGACCCCCUGAAACAUUGGCAGAGUGAGGGUAAUUCGUUAAAUAAAAAUAAAGAUGAAGAAUUUAGUAAAAAUUUUAUUAAUACAAAUUUAAAUAAUAAUAAUAAUAUUAAUAAUAAACAACCAACACUAAUGCAACAAGAGAAUACCCAUAAUAAUAUAAUAUUAAAUUCAAAACAUCAUCAUCGUCUGCAGGACAUAAUGGUGGCAAAUGAAAUAAAAACAAAAAAUCAUCAUCAGCAACAGCAUCAACGUAGUAAUAAUCAACAACAGCAACAACAACAACAUCAUCUUCAUAAUAAUAAUCAUCAUCAACAUCAUCAUAUUCAACCAAAUAUUCAGCAGCAUCAACAGUCGUCGCAUCAAUUUUAUAAAACAACAUCACAUCAACACAAUAAUUUAAAACCAACAGUUACUAUAGUUUAACAACAACAAAAAACUAACAUACAUAUAUAUUUCUAUAUAAUUUUUAGUGAUCAAGAAAAAUAUAGUUACAUUUUUUAAACAAAUCAUUAAGUUUUCAACGAAAGUCGUUAAAUUGUGUGUUUGAAAGGGACAUGUAACUACCUAGACUACUUAGGUAGUUACAUGUACAUACAUAUGAAGAGUUUCAUAGUUAAAAAAUUUACUAAUGUUCAUGGCACUCUCUGUCCCUGUAGGGACUUUUAAAAAUUUGAAAAUUCUUAAGUAUUUCUUUCUUUGGCAAAAAUUAACAGAUUCUACUCUGGAUCUGGAAAUGUAAAUUUCUUUUCAUUACAAAAGACCCAAAACUAAGUCGUAUUGCUAAGUGACCCUCUAUUCUAAUGCAGCUAUUAAAGAUAUCGACAUAUGGGUCGUUGAUCCACAAGAUUAUAUAUAUUUUGGGUCCUUAUCAGAUUUUCAGCCUAUCUAAUCAUUUUUGUACUCUUAUCUGUCCGUCCGUUUGUGACAUUUAACUUCUCGACGUCUUAAAAUCUUCUCAACUACUAGACCACAUGAUUCAUGUUAGUUCCAUUUAAGGUAAUAUUUCCCCGGACUAAGUCAUUCAGAUGUCUUAUCAAAGUUCAUAAUUUAUGCAGAUUUAUGGGACUUGGCAGAGAAACGUUUAAUGAAACCUAAAGAUCAAUUUACAUGCUUAAUUAAUCCUAUUUAUACCGUACACCACUAUAGUGGGGAGGGUAUUAUGCAUUUGUGUUAACUUUUGUAACACCUUAAUGUAUAUAAAUCGGCUCAGAAUCACUUUCUGAAUCGAUUAAGCUUUGUCCGUCACUCCGUCCGUCUGUCUGUGUGUUCAUGUAAAGAUUGUGCGCACGCUACAGGUCGCAAUUUUCAAGAUAAUUUGAUGAAAUUUUGCAGAUAAUCUUUCUUCGAUCCAAGGACGAAACCUAUUGAAAAUGCUUAAAAGCGGUUUAUUAUUUCGGCUAGCCUCCAUACAUACCCUCCGAAUAGGGCCUGUUUUUAUAUAGGGCUUAUAAUUAGCUAAAAUGUUGUAAUAACUCUACAAAAAUCGACAAAUUUAGUUUUAUAUAGGUCUAAAUUAUACUGCCGAUUUUUAUAAUGAUCGGGUCUCAAUACACCUUCAGAAAAUGACUUCUAGAUCAAUCCACUUGUAAACACUAGUAUUAUUAUAAAAUUCUACAUAAAUAAAUUUAAUGGAAAUGUAAAUCCCUCUACUAAAAUUUAUAAGCAUAGGCUCAUAUUGCCCCUAUCAUGAAAUAUUUCGGAGGUAAAAAACAACUUAAAUGAUUGUUUAUUAGAAAAAUUCCACAUUUUUAACAUACGUACUGGUGUAGGGUAUCAUAAGGUGGGCCAUGACCGACUACACAUUCGUAGAUGUUUUUAUUUUGAGGUUCAGUCAUUAAAUAUUUGUCUGUAGUUUAAUCAAAGUGUGGUAUUUUUACCUGUCUGGUAGAAGUCGAGGGUUCGAUUCUCAAUUGAAUCUUUACUUUGUUUCUUUGCAAGCAGUAAAAAAGAACAUCCAAAGAAGCGGAAAAGAAGUAGAAUUUACUCUAUGGAAGUAAUGAAAAAGACCUGCAAAAGUAAUGGUUUUAACACAGGCUUGUUGUAGGAUGGAUGUCCUUAUUAUUUGAUUCCAAAUUUAUUCUCAAGAAGUAAUUUUUAUGUUCUUUUUUGGAAGUUAUUUGGGAGUAAAAUUGUUGAUUUAUAGAAGACAACUAAUUUGACUUAAAUAAUAUGGGAAAUAAGGUUUCUUCGGAAGUCAUUAAACUUCACUUCCACAAAAGGUGAAAAAAUUCACUUAGUGCUACUUUUGAUGUGGUGAUAAAUGUUAUUAUUUUGGAAGUGCUUCGUUUUAUUUUUGUUGGGACGGUUACCGGUUCACUUUUUCCUCUUCUGAAUUUUCGUUUUAACUUGAAUCUCUUCAUAUAUUUAUGUAUAUGCAAAAAAUAAUUAUCGCAAUUUAACCCAACUAAAAUCCAUAGUUUAUUUGUUAAACAAAUAUUCUGAAAACCUGAACUUAUUGUUAUUAUACUCUCUCCAAAUCUCUUUGUUUGUUUUUCUUAUUAUUACUUAACGCACAUUUUAAUAUAAUUAAUAUUUUAUCAAACUAUAAAAAAAAUUAACAAUUAACAUAAAAACAAUAACAACACAAAACCUGUUAUAUAAAUAAUACAAUUUACAAAAGAAAUUUAAGCCUUUUUAAAUAAAAAAAAAUAAAAUCCCCAGCCAAUUGCAACAAAUUUCGCCUUUUUCAUACAAAAUAUUAUAAAAAACUCAUUAGAUGCAAUAAAUAGUACGAAUACAUUCACAAACAACAAAGAGAAUAAAACAUAAAAUAUUUAAAUAAUAAUGAAAAAUAAGUAUUAUUAAUUCAUAUUAUUAUUAUUACUAAUACAAACAGUAUAUUUACAACGUAUGUAUGUAAUAUUUUAUAAAAAACAAAAAAAAAAAAACAUAAUCCCCCAUUUAAUCAAGUAACAAGAAAAAAUCAAAAAACAUUAAACAAUUAAUGUCCAAUUAAAACCCCAAAUACAUAAAUGUUAAAACAUUUAGUCCUUCUUCUAUAUUUUUAAAUUUGGUAAAAAUUGUUCUCAUUUCCUUUUUAAGUUUUAGCCGUAACACAACAACUAUUAGCAAGAUCUUAUUUAUCUAAGUAUUACUUACAAAUUAUUAGUUUAUAUUGAUUAAAUUUUAAGUUUUAUUAUCUUAUUUAAAAUUUGUUGUUAGUUAGCAAUUAAUAAUUGCACCUAUGUAUACUUUAAACAUAUUUAAAUAUUUUAUUAUAAAUAUACUCACUGAUUUGUAAUUUUUAAAAAUAUUUAUUUGAAAUUAUUCGUUUUGUUUAAAUUACGUUUAAGUGAAAAUUAAGCAUUCAAAUUAAUGUAAUUUUAAUUGCAUCCAAACAAGCUAAGCUAAUAAUGUAGCAUCUAUCAAUAUUAUUUUUUGGAUUAUUUUCAAAAUAUAACUUUUUG